CAGAAUUUUCAGGUUCAAACAGAAAGGUGGAUGUUCCAUUGCAACUGUACCUACAGACAGAUAGCAGGAAGUCUGGGGGCUUAAAAAAAUUAAUAUCUUCUACUUUCAGACUUAAUUUUCAGGUUUAAUUUAUCUCUCCAAGAUUCUGAUAGUCAUAAUGGCUUCUACCUUUCUUUUCUCUCCUUUCCCCAAAUGAAGCACUUCCUGGCUGCUUAUACAAAUAAGCUAUGAAUUAUAUCAUGUACUGUGUUCAUAUUGAGAUCCACUGAAUAUAUUCGGCUGACUGUAACAAAGUACUAUUUCUGGGUUUAUUGCUUCAUAAGAUGGAAACUUUGAGAGACAGAAGAACUACUCUGGCCAGUUGCCUCAUUAACAUGAAAGGGGAGGAAGACAUUGGUUCCAACAAAUUAUUUUGUAAAGUUAACCUAAGGCAGCAGAAGGAGAUCCCUCAUCUAUCAGACACAUGCGCCUGGUCAAAUAAACCUGGAGUUGAUUUCAACAGAAGUUUACACAAAGAGCUAUUCUCUUCUGAAAUGAAGAAUUAUUUGGGUAAGACUGAUCCAUUGCCACACAUUGGUAACAAAAUGCCUCCUUAUUUGAGAAAAUCAACAAGAAGAAAUUCAACUAAAGCAGCUGCUCAGAAAGAGUCAGUUAAUGUGGUUUUUCCUGCAAAAGAACAUCAUUUUGCUAAGAUUUUCUGUGGUAUUAAUGAAGCAAUAUUGAGUGACUGGCUGGAAAGAGCUAUAUGUUUUAUUAAUGACCUCAGAGAAUGGUGUCAUGUAGGGGAUAAUUUUGUACGGUUUGCAAAUUUUUGGCUGUCAGAAUUACCAUACAAACAAAAAAUAAACUUGCUGAAAUUAGAAAUGGGGAUCUUUGAGGAUGAACUGCAAAGUGCAUUUUUUGAAGAGGUGGGUGCUGAGUUAGAAGUCUCUCACCUGCAUUCCGUUCUUUCUGCAACACUGUGUGAAUACCCUGAAGUGCUUCUGAAUGAUGAAACAAAAUACGUUUUCCUUGACUAUCUAAACCUCAUGUCUUCAGAGCAAACGAUAGAAUAUAAGAAAAUGCUUUCAAGUUUAAAAUGUACAACAAACAAUCUUCAGAUAGCACUGUGGUUGCUAGCUCUACGAGCAUUUGCAUUAGCAAACCUUUGGCAUGCAGUAGUUAAGUUUUAUAAAGCAGUGGUCAGGAGCCAGCCUCCUCCUGGACUACCUAGCAAGAGUUCUGUUUCUGCUACUAGAAAACAAAAAAGUGAUCUGUUUAAAGAAAGAGCUUUUCAGUGCAUUCAGUUGGGAUACAUCGAUGUCUUACAUUAUCUAAUAAAAAGCCAGCAGACUGACCUUUAUGUUGUAGAUGAGAACAACCGAAAUAUGAUAUUUUUAUCCGUCAUUUAUAACCAACCAAAGAUUCUGGAGUACUUUUUGGACAUGGAAUCUCCUAUUCCCAAUGUAAACCAAGCAGCAGAAAAUGGAAAUACUCCACUUCAUGCUGCAGUCAACACUAGAAAAACAGACAUUAUGUCUCUUCUUUUGCGUUUUGCUGAAAUUGAUGUCAAUGCUCCCAAUCACCAAUGUAAUGGAGCAACAGCUUUACAUCUUGCUAUCAUUUAUGGACAUCUGGAUAUUUGUUAUUUGUUGCUGAAAGCUGCAGCUGAUCCAGAAAUUCCAAUGGGAGAAUUGACACCUUUGCAACUUGCGCAGCAAAUGGGUAAUACAGCUAUAGAAAGCCUAAUAAGAUUUCAUGUUAACAAAUUGAAAAAAGGAAAAUAAAACAUUUUCAAAACAGGAAA
This is a messenger RNA of Sarcophilus harrisii (Tasmanian devil), 1786 nucleotides long. It is a transcript of the gene FAM220A, whose product is annotated as family with sequence similarity 220 member A. The transcript is spliced from 6 exons. The record is from RefSeq and is a predicted model, not a curated record. Gene Ontology annotation, cellular component: nucleus. Gene Ontology annotation, molecular function: STAT family protein binding. Gene Ontology annotation, biological process: protein dephosphorylation; negative regulation of transcription by RNA polymerase II. Lineage: Eukaryota; Metazoa; Chordata; Mammalia; Dasyuromorphia; Dasyuridae. Bases 324 to 1766 code for a protein of 480 amino acids.